CCUCCAUAUCUCAAUACGCUCCUUCAAUCUGCGGUUGCAAUUACAAUUUUCCUGGUCAAUUCCUCGAACCCUAGCCUUCUUUACGGUUUCCAAUGGCUCCCAAAGCUGAGAAAAAACCUGCUGAGAAGAAGCCAGCGGAGGAGAAGAAGUCCACGGUGGCCGAAAAGGCUCCACCGGCAGAGAAGAAGCCUAAGGCCGGGAAGAAGCUUCCCAAGGAGGGUGCUGCUGCUGCCGGCGAUAAGAAGAAGAAGAGGAACAAGAAGAGCAUCGAGACCUACAAGAUCUACAUCUUUAAGGUGCUGAAACAAGUCCACCCCGACAUUGGGAUCUCCAGCAAAGCUAUGGGAAUCAUGAACAGUUUUAUCAAUGAUAUCUUUGAGAAACUUGCUCAGGAGGCCUCUAGACUCGCUCGAUACAACAAGAAGCCUACAAUUACUUCCAGGGAGAUUCAAACCGCAGUGAGACUUGUUUUGCCGGGAGAGUUGGCCAAACAUGCUGUUUCUGAAGGAACAAAGGCCGUGACUAAAUUUACUAGCUCUUGAAAGAGUCUAGGAUGAUUUCAAGGGUAUCCAUUAGGUUUAAGUCUAGAUUUGUAGCUUGCAGGUUUUUAUUUAUUGUUGAUGCUAUAUAUUUGACGGGUUUGGAUCUAUAUGCCCCUUCGAUGCGCUGUAGAAUUUGUGGUAUAGAACCGUUUACUGUUGGUAUUGCAGCUGUAAGGUAUAUGGAUUACUGAUUCUAAUCAAAGAAGCUUCUCUGCACAA
Molecule: messenger RNA, 761 nt
Organism: Prosopis cineraria
Lineage: Eukaryota; Viridiplantae; Streptophyta; Magnoliopsida; Fabales; Fabaceae
Product: probable histone H2B.1
Exons: 1
Coding region: 93-542 (149 amino acids)
Biological process (GO): nucleosome assembly
Cellular component (GO): nucleosome
Molecular function (GO): protein heterodimerization activity; DNA binding; structural constituent of chromatin
Source: RefSeq, a predicted model, not a curated record